UCAAGAACGACUGGUGGAAGAAAUUUUGUGCUGAGAUACUGUUGAGACGCUAGUCGUCUGAAGGCUGCGUGGGAUGCACUGCUUGGGACUAAACUCUGUCAGGAAUUAGUUAUCCGAACGAUUACUUCGGAUAUAGCAGAAUAUUUAUAGUCAUAUUUUAGCCUGACGUCCAAUGCAAUGAACAAAUUCAUUAUUAUUUUCGUUGAGUUGUGCAUGAUUUAUCAGGCUCUGGGUGAUUUGACUGAGGGCUCAGCGUCUUCUGAUCAUGACACCAACGAAGUUGGGCAUGAGGACGAGAUUUAUUACACCCCUCAGUUGGACUACAAACAUCCGCAGUGGUGCCAUGUACUUAAGCUGUCCAAUGGGCAAGUGUCCUGUUCUUCUCCUCGAGGCGGUCACCACCGGGGCUCACUUGGAACACGCUGCUCGCUUUCCUGUGAUCGAGGAUAUAAACGGCUGGGCCGAUCAUCUGUGCAGUGCAUGCCUAACCGCCGCUGGUCUGGAUCCGCUGUCUGUCGAAGGAUACGUUGCCAUGUGCUGCCUCUGAUUGACCACGGUAUGUACAGUUGCACCCGUGGUUUUGUAGUAGACUCCAGGUGUGACUACAACUGCUAUGAAGGCUAUCAGAUUGAGGGAGAUCACUACCGGAUGUGCCAAGAAGAGGGAACAUGGAGCGGCACAGAAGCGACGUGUGCAGAUCAUGACCCCCCCAAACUGAAAUGUCCUUUGUCCAGAGUGAAGGUAGCAGAACCAGCAAAAGUAACAGCCAUGGUUUCAUGGGAGCGUCCUGUUGCUACAGAUACCGCUGACAGAGCACUACAGGUCUUGCGAAAUGGACCGGAGUCUGGAUCCGACUUUCCUGAAGGAAUACAUGUAAUUCGAUAUACAGUCUCUGACCAGGCUCACAACACAGCCACAUGCAAAUUUACUGUGCAUGUUGAAGUGAGGCGAUGUCCAAAGCUAAAGCCACCUAUGCAUGGCUAUCUGAUGUGCUCAUCUGAUGGUAAUAAUUAUGGGGCUGUAUGUGAAUACCAUUGUGAUCCUGGCUUCGAAAGGACAGGUUUUGCAACUCGCAUUUGUCAGCUGAACCGCAACUGGUCCGAUGAAGCAGCUCAGUGUAUAUUCAUGGACAUAAAAACAGACGUCAGGUCUGCUGGUGCUCUGCUUGACCAGUUUUAUGAAAAGAGAAGGCUUCUUGUUGUGUCUACUCCAGAUAUCACUGACCAGAAGUACAGGCAUCAGAAUAUUAUGCUACAGAAAGCUGAGUGUGGUCUGGAUCUGCGACAUGUGACAGUGAUCGAGAUUUUAGGAACUCCACCUCGUGCGAUAGGCCGCAUCAAAAGACAACAACUAGAGCCUGAAGUCAUAGAGGGACUUAGACAGGCACUGCAUAUAUCUACAUCAUAUUUCACCAUGGUGCUGCUGGAUGAGUAUGGUGUGGAUCGGGAGCGCUUGGUUAACCCCACCACCUCUGAUGAGCUCUACUCGUACUUAGAGGAGUAUCUCCUCACAGAGGAGGAGCUAGAGAGACUGGCGAUGAACAGGGACUUCUGUGACUGACCUCGGUCUGAUCAACUCCAGAUCUGAUGUUGUGGGUGGGAGUUUUUUGUUUUUACAGUGACAGGCACCUAAAGA
Messenger RNA from Carassius gibelio (silver crucian carp), 1635 nucleotides. Its product is annotated as sushi repeat-containing protein SRPX2-like. The transcript has 10 exons. The coding region runs from base 178 to 1560 and encodes 460 amino acids. The record is from RefSeq and is a predicted model, not a curated record. NCBI's taxonomy places the organism in Eukaryota, Metazoa, Chordata, Actinopteri, Cypriniformes, Cyprinidae.